Molecule: messenger RNA, 2075 nt
Organism: Acaromyces ingoldii
Lineage: Eukaryota; Fungi; Basidiomycota; Exobasidiomycetes; Exobasidiales; Cryptobasidiaceae
Exons: 8
Coding region: 47-1831 (594 amino acids)
Biological process (GO): regulation of DNA-templated transcription
Molecular function (GO): zinc ion binding; DNA-binding transcription factor activity, RNA polymerase II-specific
Source: RefSeq, a predicted model, not a curated record
UCUCCUCGUGUUCUGAUCCAAGAAGGGAAAGGGGGAGUCCUAGGUAAUGAAGUACGUGCGCAACUGCGAGCAGUGCCGGAGGCGCAAGCUCAAGUGCGACCGCGUUAUUCCUUGCGGACCGUGUAAGUUGAGAAAUGUCACUGAGCAGUGCACCUUUGCGCCAAAUGCACAAAAGCCGUUGGAGAAGCCACUGCAGAGGAAGAGAAGGAGAAGGGGGUCGAGGGAGGCGCAGGAGCCCGGCGACGAGGAAGACUGCGACGACGACGGGAUGCUCUUGCCCGACGACGAGGAGCUGCUGCAGCUUUGUGCAGAACAUAUUUUCACGGAGGAUACAGCCAUCUCUCACUUUAUCGCAAAGGAUGACUUGGAGAAGAGGGUCCAUGCUCGGCGGCAUAAGCAUGACCCAGCAUUUAGGGCAGUUCUGCUUGCCCUCUACGGCGUUGUGGUGUCUAUGUUUGAGGAAGCUCCCUCACUAGAACCUCGAAAGCUGUUCGAAGCUUGUCAGCGCGACCUCGCCCGGUCUGACCCAGACACGUGCCCCUGCCUCGAUCAGGUUCGAGCAUACUUUCUGCUCGUUGUUGGGCUCGGCCUUGCGGCGGGACCUUAUGUCGCAGCCAGCUUGCUCAGCAGAGCAUGUUACUUGUCGCAGAUUCUUGACCUGCACGUCGAACCUCGAGCUUCGCUGCCUCAUGCCGAGAAAGAAGACCGAAUACGGCUCUUUUCAACCAUUUGCAAGGCUGAUUGGUUCAGUGCCACGGGCCUGUGUCGGAACUUCUACCAUAUCCGACCCAGCGCCGUCUUAUUUCCCUCGUUGUUUGGAUCUUCCUCCCAACGUGCAUCCUUUCUCGAACCUGGCUUCUGGAUCUCCAUGCAGAUGGCAGACUUGUCCCGUGAGAUAUCUGACAGAGAUGGGAUGGAGCCCAAAUUGGCGUACGAGGAGACCAUGCGUCUUCAAUAUGGCCUGCUGGGCUUUGAGUCAGCACUGGCAGACGAAACGGACCCUUUCGUAGCACCGCGAGAGAGAUCGAAGCGCAUGCAGGAUCGUAUGGGAAUUGAACAUCUUCGCUUUGCCUUACACAAGCCUUUCUACCUCGAAGGAUGGCAUGACGCAGCAAGGCGGCCUUCGCGCGACAUUUGCUUCAGGAGCACCGUCAAGUAUCUGCAGCUGUUGCAUCGCCUAUUUACCUCCACAAUCGCAGCGUCCGAAGAGGAAGGGCUGCUUCCGGAUAGCCGACACUUCACUCGUCUUUGGUACCACGUUUUCAAGGGCAUCCAAUGUGCACUCAUCAUCAGCCGCCAUCUCGCGCUCCUGGACGAGCACCGAAUCGAAGGAGGAUGGGAUUAUGACACCGAAAGAAACGUCGCCACAAAGACGCUCGCUUCGACUCGGCAGAUUCUACGCGAGCUCUCGGUGCGGUCGGCCGUGGCGAGGCAAGGUCUCGAGGCCCUCAAGGAUCAAGCCAUGAAUUCAUCUGCACUGCAUGUGGGACAACCUUUCCUUUUUGAUCCGCUAGGCCCUCAUCAGGUACCCUCGUCACCCGAUAGUGAGACGCCGGCUGCGCAAGACGUGACGGCUGCUGCUACUGCUGCACCUUCGUCUUCUUCUCCAUCCUCUUCCUUGGCCCCUCAGAGACAUUCGACAAGCAGCUGUGAUAACAAUCUUCCAGACUUAUUUCCGGCAUCUAAAGCAUCAGGCAACACAACCAUCUCGCAAGGAGGCUCUUUUAUCGAAUUCGACCUGGACGAAUUUCUUAGCAACACGACAACCGAUAAUGACUUUUGGGGACUCUUUUCAUGGCUGGACCCGACCUUGUUGAACAGCAGAAUAUAAAGAUUGACAUUUGUAAUUCAGACCAGCGCACUGUUGGUGCCUGCAAUCUACAGCUCGUCUUCCUCUCGAAGUAGCCAGGCAAGAGGAAGACAGGACCAAAGAAAGACGGCGGCCAAAACUGGCGCUGUCUCGAGAGCCGCAAAGAGGUGUUCGUUGAGGCUGAUUGGGCUAAGCUCUCCAGGAGAGGCUUCGGCCAGUCGGAAUGUCGUUCGAAGAAAGACAAGGAGGGAGGACGCGAUGAGGA